Hemibagrus wyckioides is the source of this 2400-nucleotide messenger RNA. It is a transcript of the gene irx4b, whose product is annotated as iroquois homeobox 4b. Gene Ontology annotation, biological process: cell development; regulation of transcription by RNA polymerase II; neuron differentiation. Gene Ontology annotation, cellular component: nucleus. The record is from RefSeq and is a predicted model, not a curated record. The transcript is spliced from 5 exons. Lineage: Eukaryota; Metazoa; Chordata; Actinopteri; Siluriformes; Bagridae. Gene Ontology annotation, molecular function: RNA polymerase II cis-regulatory region sequence-specific DNA binding; DNA-binding transcription factor activity, RNA polymerase II-specific. Bases 784 to 2019 code for a protein of 411 amino acids.
AUAAAUAAAUAAAUAAAUAAAUAAAUUAAAAAAAAGAUCCUUUGGUCAGCAUGAAUUAGCUCCAUUAAUAAAUAUGUCAGUGGAAGGUUCUCAUAAGAAUGAACAAACGUGUGUGUGUGUGUGUGUGUGUGUGUAAGGGAAGAGGCUGUUAAAAACAGCUCAUUCAAGUAAAUGUUUAAUAGCCUGAAGCCCCUCCACCCUCCUCCCUUUUUGUCCCCAGACCCACCCUGAUCAUGUUAUUUUAAUUGUAGUCAAGUGUUUUAAAACUCCAGAAGAAAAGCAAUUAUGCUAAUCUCUCUGCUCGCUCAUCAAUCAUUUCCAAUGGAGCUGUCUGAGCUGCGUGGUGAAGUCCUCUCCAGGCAGGCAGGUGUUCCUCUGCUCAUUAAAGUGAGAGAGAGCCCGAGGCUGGCCACUUCCUUCACCGUGCAGGAGAGAGUGUGAAGGAGGAGUGUGAGAGGUGGAGCACACUGCUGCUUCAUCACUGAGCACAUGCAUUAGACCUCAUCUUUACCUUUCAAACAGCCCGUAUGAGGAUGUGCAGGAGUUCAAUAGCAUGAGACGCGUCUGCUGAUGGUUUUAUUUUUGUUCCUGUAAAGUGUCUGCACGUUGUAUUGUUUUUUUUUGUUUGCAUUUUCAUGUUGUGGAGAGAGACCCAACAAAUCAGCUGCAGUUUAUCUGAAGUGAAUCGAAGCUUUAAUCGGAUUUUCCUCCACGCCGCACGAAGAGCUGAUGACCUGAUGACUUUUGCACUGAGAUGCGUUCUUCCCUUUCAUCUCCUCAGGCAUGUCAUACACUGAGUUUGGCUACUCAUAUUCAGCAGCUCCCCAGAUCCUGUUAUCCUCUAAUACUCUGGGUUCCUGCUACGAGUCCGGGAGCGAUUCUCCAUUCGAUUCUGCGCAGACUUCCCUCUACUGCCCGGUGUACGAGGGCACGUUGGUGACAUCCACCAGACACGACCUCACCUCUCCGUAUGAGAACGGAUACACGAAAGAUCACGGGACAUACUGUUCAUACAGAACGGAUUCGACAUGCCUGUAUUCCCUGGGUAAAAUCAGAGAGAAAGGAGACUCAGGAACGGCAAGUACAAGGAUCACACAUGGGUCAACUUAUUACUCCUACAAUCACCCAUUUGGAUACCAGUAUGACUCAUAUGGGUAUGGAUCUGUGGAUGUUAACACGAGAAGGAAGAACGCAACCAGAGAGACCACCAGCACCCUGAAAGCCUGGCUUCAGGAGCACAAAAAGAACCCGUAUCCCACCAAAGGAGAAAAGAUCAUGCUGGCUAUAAUCACCAAAAUGACCUUGACACAGGUGUCCACGUGGUUCGCCAACGCGCGGCGUAGACUUAAGAAAGAGAACAAAAUGACAUGGUCUCCACGCAACAAGACCUCAGAGGAGCGAGGAUGCGAAGAGGAAGCAGAGAAUAUCGAAGGGGAGCCCAUUAAAUCUGAGAAGGAGUUUGAUGAGAACCCAAGGUUGGAUGAUGCAGAUCCAGCACAAAGCGAUUUGGAAGAUUUCACCGACCUCACUGAGUCAGACGCCUCUGAAUGUGAACCGAAACCUUUGUUACCCAUGAGCGCUCAUGCCAUACCACAGAACUGUCCAGGUUAUCGACUCAGAGAACCUCUGCUACAUGAGUCUCCUCCUGAUACAAGGUACAACGGUUUUGAGAAAACCUGCUCAGAAUCAACGACUGAAGAUAGCCCCUACCCUGAACAAGACGAGGUCAAGCCAAAAAUCUGGUCGCUUGCACAAACAGCCACGUCGUUAAAUCAGGCAGAUUACACAUCGUGCAUGCACAGGGGUCGAGGCGGGCGCUCGUCCUCCACAGACUGCCAUUUAGACUUAGAGGACUCUCCUUUCACCAGCCUGAGAAACUGGGUAGAUGGCAUGUUUCAUGAUCCAUUGCUAAGGCAAAGCGACUUGAACCAGACUUUUUCCAGCUCUUCAAAUUUAUGGAUGUUAGAGAACAGAUUCCAUGAACUGACAGAUUGCGUUCCCUCGUCCCAGAUCACAUGAUCAACCAGGAAAGUGCAUUGUUUUUAUUAAGCUACUAAACCAACACAGUAUUUUAUUUAUGAAAAGGUACGCCUUUAAUCUACACUGCAGCACUAAAGCACCAUUGCAAAUGCUAAUGUUAAGAAGAAGCACAAAUGCACAAUUAGGAAAUAUACAUUUUAAUAUAAAGAUAGAUUUAGAAGAAAUUGUUCCAUUUUCAGCUUACGGAAAUGCUCAUAGGUAUAUGCCAUGUUUUUUUCCCUUAUAACCAUUUCAACAAUUUUUUGUGUUGUUGGCUGUCCAAAAAAAAAACAAACAAACAAAAAAAAAAAACACUUUCUGUCUCGUCCUUCUCCUUUUUCUUGAUUUUUCUUUUUUCUGUAUUUGCAAGAGUGUAUACAU